Messenger RNA from Vicia villosa (hairy vetch), 675 nucleotides. RefSeq lists its product as uncharacterized. Bases 1 to 675 code for a protein of 224 amino acids. NCBI's taxonomy places the organism in Eukaryota, Viridiplantae, Streptophyta, Magnoliopsida, Fabales, Fabaceae. The record is from RefSeq and is a predicted model, not a curated record. The transcript has a single exon.
AUGGAGUGGAGACAUGAUUUUUCCAUGGAGAAGGAUAUGCUUAGAUCGAUUCCUAUUUGGAUCAAAUUGCCAAGCCUACCAUUACCUCUGUGGGGAGUUCAAAGCUUGGGCAAAAUUGGAAGCACAGUAGGAAACCCUUUGUUUAUAAAUGAGUGUACAGUAGGGAAGUUGAGAGUUAGCUAUGCUCGUCUCUUGGUUGAGGUAGAUGUCACACAAAAGUUGUGUGAAGAAGUCACCAUAAAGGACCAUGAGGGAAAGAUCAGACAGCAGAAGGUGGAAUAUGAAUGGAGGCCAAAGUUUUGUGAAAGAUGCCAAAGAGUGGGGCAUGUUUGCUCAACCGAAAGGAAGCUUGCAGUGAGGACUUGGCAACUGAAGACAAAGAAGAGUGAUGAGCAGGAAACAACUAGUCAAUCAGAACAAGAGGAUGGGCAUGAUGCCAAAGAGAAGACUAAAAAAGACAAUGCUGAGCAGAGCCCUAAAGGAGAAUCUACUCGAGAUAUUGCUGAGCAAACCCUUCAAGAGAAGAAGAAGUGGACAAAGAUCAAAAGGAGAAAGGAAGAUGGCAAGAAACCUAGUUAUGAAUGCCCUCCAGGUACAAGUCUUGUACGUUCAAAUGUCUUUGAAUCUUUAGGAGUAAUGAAUGACCCUAGAGACACACCAUUGGGUGUGACAUGA